Molecule: messenger RNA, 4761 nt
Organism: Closterium sp. Naga37s-1
Lineage: Eukaryota; Viridiplantae; Streptophyta; Zygnematophyceae; Desmidiales; Closteriaceae
Source: the annotation of a GenBank genome assembly
AUGCCCCGUCCGUUGGGCGCGGAGUUUCCACCGUGCCCGCGACGUGAUGAUCUCGGGGGUUUCUUCGAAGCAGUCUUUGCCCCUCCUACCCACACCCCCGAGAUUCUCGCCCUCGCGUCCUUGUAUGGCGGAGGACUCCCCCCUCCCCUCCCCUCCCAAGUUGCCUGCCAGGGGUUCCCAGCAAUUAGAUACAAGGCGUUCGACAAGGCGGAGGGCAUCGAGGUGGCAUGGAACCAGGUGCAGGUGCGCGACGUGUUCCAGUCGCAUGACGAGCUCGAGCGCCUCUACUCCGAGGUGCAUCUGCUCAAGACCCUUCGACAUAAGAACAUUAUCAAGUUUUAUGACUCGUGGGUGGACGCCCGCAACAAGAACGUCAAUUUCAUCACGGAGGUCUUCUCGUCCGGCACGCUCAGACAGUUCCGGCAGCGGCACCGGCAGUGCGACCUGCGCGCGAUCAAGAACUGGUCGCGGCAGGUGCUGCGCGGGCUAUUCUACCUGCACUCGCACGACCCGCCCAUCAUCCACCGCGACCUCAAGUGCGACAACAUCUUCAUCAACGGUAACCAGGGCGAGGUCAAGAUCGGCGACCUCGGGCUCGCCGCCAUCCUGCACCACCGCGACGCCGCGCAUAGUGUUAUUGGCACGCCGGAGUUCAUGGCGCCGGAGCUGUACGAGGAGGAGUACAACGAGUUGGUGGACAUAUACGCGUUCGGCAUGUGCGUGCUGGAGAUGAUCACGCUCGAGUACCCCUACAGCGAGUGCACCAACGCCGCGCAGGUCUACAAGAAGGUCUCCGAGGGCAAGAAGCCGCUGGCGCUGCAGCGCAUUCCGGACGAGGGCAUACGCGAGUUUGUAGAGAUGUGUCUGGCGGACGCCUCCCGCCGCCUGCCCGCGCGCGACCUGCUGCGCCACCCCUUCCUCGCGGAAGGCUCUGGGUCGCUGCAGCAGCCCCCUUUCGCGAGCGCCGCCGACCGCACCUCCCGCCCCCCCCCCUCGGAGGGCGGAGGGGGAAGAAGGAGCGGGAGGAGCGGGGGGAGCAGAGGCGGAAGAUGGGGGGAGAGUGGUGGGAACGCGGGGGGAGUUGGAGGGGGCAGGGGGAUGGGGAUGGGGUGGUUGGGGGGGGAUGAGCUGGUCAGUUUCAGGGGGGGUGAGGGCGGGCGCGGGGGGAGGGGCGGGGGACGGGGAGGGGGAGGGGAAAGGGCUGGGGGCGGGGGAAAAGGGGAAGAGACAUGGGUGUGGGACACGAAUCUAGAGGUGCCUAAGGCGGUUGGGGCGUGGGUGAAGCAGGGCGGGGAGGAGGGGGAGGCGGAGGAGGAGGUGGUCAGCAAACGCGCAGGAUGGUCGGAGAUUGUGGGGUUGAUGGCGGAGACGUUGCAGCAGCAGGAGUGGGGGGCGGGGUCCAGCGAGGAAGGGGAAGCGGAGAAGGGGGUUGGUGAGCGGAGAGAUGGGGGGAGUGGGGGGGAGGAGGACAAUGAAGGCGUUGAGAGGGAGGGGGGAGAGGAGGGGGAGGGGGAAGAGGAUGGGAGGGGGAGUGGUAAUAGGAGCGGGGAGCAUGAGAGAGAAAGCGGGACAGAUAGUGAGUGUGGUGGAGGGGAGGGGCGUGGGGAGGAGGAGGGGUUGGCGAGUGUGGAGUCGGAUGUUGAUUUGGAAAGGGGGGAGUGCAGCAAGCAGCAGGAGGGCCGCACGGUGUGCAUUCGCUUGCGACGCGCAGAUGGCAAAGGGCGCAUGCACGUGAUUCAGUUUCCGUUUGACACUUCGCGAGACUCAGCGUUCAGUGUGGCAUGCGAGAUGGUGGACGCCCUAGGCCUGCCCGACUCCGCCCUCGCAUCCGUCGCCGAUGAAAUUGACGCCCAGCUCCUUGCCCUCGUGCCCCCCGCCCAUGCUGCUGCUGCUGCUGCGGCUGCUGCUGCUGCUGCUGCUGCUGCUGCGACCGCCGCUGACUUGGUUCUGGCUUCUAGCAGUGGCGGUGGCGGUGGUGUUGGUGUGGGGGGGGUUGCUGAUGGGGAUGCUGAUGGUGGGAUGGAGUCUGGGGUUGCAGAGGAGGGGUUGGAGGGGAGUGAGACGGAGGAGGAGGAGGAAUGGGCGGGGAUAAGCGGAAGGGCAGGGCGGGAGGGGGCGCAGGGGUCUCCGCCAGUGUCUUUUGGGAGGGGAUCAGAGGGGGGUGCAGUGGUGGAGGGGGGGGGGAGCGGGGGAGCGGCGCAUGGGGGUUUGAGAAGAGAGGAGCUUUAUUGGAUGGAGGAAGAGGAUGAGGAGAGGGAGGAGAGUGCGUUGGAAAGUGAAAAGGGCGGAGAGGAGGGUGAGAAGACGGCUGGUGUGAGCAGUGGUGGGGAGGAGGUGAGGGAGGAAGCAGUGGAGGGAGGAGUAGAGGGAGGGAGUGAGGGAGGAGGAGAAGAGGGAGAGGGAGAGAGGAAGGGAGAGGCAGGGGGGGAAGAAGGGGGAGAGAUAGGGGGCGAGGUGGGGGAAGAAGUUGGGGCGUCUGAAAUAGGCAAGGCAGAGGAUAAUCGUAGCAGUGUGGAGCAGGUGGAGCAAGAGACUGAGCAGCAUGCUGACGCUGCGGAGGAGGAGGAGGAAGAAGCCUGGGAGGGGGAAACGGAGGAGAUGGAGGAGGAGGUGGAGGUGGGGGGGCAGGCGGAGGAGCAGGUGGGAGGAGAGGAGGUGCAGGAAGGGGUGGAGAUCGGCGAGGGGUCAGGGUUGCUGGCUGUAACGCUCAGUGAUCUGGUUGUCCCAACCAGCGUAUCAGCCAGUGGGAGGCGACGUCCCGUACAAGUAGGCUGGGAUGGAAUCCCUGAGGGCCUGGUGGCACUCGGAGGAGGGGGAGGAGGAGCGCGAGGGGGGCGAGGAGGAGGGGGAGGGGGAGGGGUGGGAGCAGGACGUUUGACUUCGCCGUCCCACGGGCCGACGAUCAUGGCUCGUCUGGCGUCUAAGAUGUUCCCUCUGAGCCUCGCUAAGCUUGCCUCGUCCAAGCGCCACCUCCCUCCCAGCAGCAGCAAGCCGAUCCGCGGGAACAGCAUCACCUUUGGCGUGGGCACGCACGUGGGGCAGCGGCUGGAAGCGGUGCCGCGAGGUGUGUCGCGGUUGUUAGGGAUGGAGGGAGCAGUGGAUGUGGAUGAGCUACAGGUGCAUGGGCGGUUUGUGUCGUUCCGAUCGCCCACAGGGGAUAGCUCUAGGAGCUCCAUUGCGUCGGCUUCCUCACAGUCUGCCCCGUCGCCGGGAUUGCAUCCGUCUGUUCCUGCUGGUGCUGCUGCUGCGGACUGGGGUGUGGAGGAGGGGGGAGGUGUGCUGGACAGUGGUGGUGGUGGUGGUGGGGGGGGGAGUGCACGUGGCAGUGAUGGACUGUCUGUUAUUGAGAGUGAGGAGGACGUGCUGUCAGGAGGUGGGUCUAUGGAGACCAGGCGUGCAGUGGAAGGAGCAGAUCGGGGUGCGACUGCUAACGUCAAUCCUACUGGUGCUUCUGUUGCUGCUGCUGCUGCUGCUGCUGCUGCUGCUGCUGCUGCUGCUGCUGCUGCUGCUGCUGCUGCUGCUGCUACUGCUGCUGCUGCUGAUGGCACGGUCACGCCGGGAUACAGUCACGGCGGUGAGCUGGCACGACUGCCGUCCCUGCCGUCAGUAAACAAGGCCCUGUACCAGUCGCCCAUGAUGCGCAGCCUUAGUGUGGGCAUGGGCAGUCUCGUGCAUGCUGCAGCAGCGGCAGAGCACGCGACAAGGAAGGGAGAAGAUGGGCAAGGCGAGUGGGGUGAGGUUGUUGGGCCGGACGGGAGGGCGUUUGGGUGGAGUGGGGGGAGGUCCAGGUUCGGCGAAUCUCCACGUGGUAGUCUGGGGAGUGGGAGAGGGGAGGAGGGAGAGGGUGGUGAGGCAGGGAGGAAGGCGAUGAUGGGUGGGGUGGGGUGGGAGGGAGUGGAGAAGGCGGAGAAGGGUUGUGAGAGGGGUGCUGGGAGCAGGGGGGAGACGGGGAGGAGAUGGGUGGUUCUGACAGAGCAAGAGGCGGGUCUGGUUGCAGAAAUGGAGGGGGAGAUUGCAGCAGUUAGGGAGAGGUAUGAGCCACGGAUAGCACAGGUGCGUGCAGAGAUCCAUGGUCUGUUUGUGCAAGGGAGCGAGGGUGGGGACUGGGGAGGAGGGGAAGAGGCGGGGAAGGGAUCGAUUAAGGAGAGGGGGGGUGAAGUAAGGGGAGAUGGGUUUGGGUUUGUGGGUGGAGACAGGGGGAAGGUGGAGGAUGGUGAUGGUGUUGUCACGCGGUUGGUGAGGGUUGCGGAUGUGCAAGGCAGAGAAGGUGGUGGUGUAGGCGUGGAGGAGGGAGACGGGGCGACAUGCAAGGAUGGGGCAUGCCACAGUGGGCCGCUGACUCGAACCGGCUCUCCUUCUGGCAACUCCAGAAGCAGCAGCGUUCCCGGCACGGACCGCAGUGCGUAUGGAGGGCUGAAUGGUGAAAUCAGUAACGAGGCUCACAGCAGCAGCAGCAGCAGCAACAGCAGGGCAGGCAGGGAGAUGGUGGAGCGGUCUAUUGCCCUUAUGGAGGCCAGCAUUCUCGAAAGGCUGCCCAGCAGCGCUAAGCUCGCUGUGAGUCCUGCUGCUCUCUCUUCUCCUAGUAGCUGUCAGCGGCCUGCUGCUGUGAAGGUUGGCGGCGCUGGUGGCGCUGGAGGAGUUGCUAAGGAGGGAGGCGCGGGUGCAGGUGUGGGUGUGGUAGGGUUGGGCAAAGGUGGUCCUGGUCUGGCCACCAUACGACAAUCAGCAAGAGCACAGUCGCCCAGCUAUGCCUGCUCGUGA